Messenger RNA from Triticum aestivum (bread wheat), 1231 nucleotides. RefSeq lists its product as uncharacterized. NCBI's taxonomy places the organism in Eukaryota, Viridiplantae, Streptophyta, Magnoliopsida, Poales, Poaceae. The transcript has a single exon. The coding region runs from base 300 to 1061 and encodes 253 amino acids. The record is from RefSeq and is a predicted model, not a curated record.
CGUGCUGCUUUGGCACUAGCAGUAGACGCCAAGCGCUUGCACAAGACACUCGCACACACGCAGGCGUUACAGUUCUCAUGGCACCGUGCUGCCCCAUGCACGCCGAAAUUACUUUUCUGCUUGCUUUGGCGAUGCCAAUCUGUACUACGAUAUUAAUUUGCAUCCUAAAAAUUGCCCCCUAUAAAUCCGUGUACCUUGGUCAGGAGAUCGAUCACAAUCAUCAUCAACAUCAGAUCUGUAAGACUCGAAAGAGAUUUAGUAAGAGUGUGGACUAGAUCUAGAGAGUACAGAGUGAGAGGAUGUCGACAAGAAGUGGCAAGCCGCUCCUCGUCGUGAUCCGACGGAGCAAGCUCUCCGCAGGAGGUGAGGGCCGCCGCAUCUGCACAGAGUUCAAGCAGGCCAUGUACCCCUUCAAGUGGAGAAGGUACAUGUGCGCAAGGUGCGGGGUGCUCCGUGAUGAGCACAGGGCCUCCAAGAGCAAGGUCUCCGCAGGAGAUGAGGGGGACCACAUCGCAGGUAAGAGCAAGCUCUCCACAGGAGAUGAGGGCUCGCACAUAGCUGGCAAGAGCAAGCUCUCCGCAGGAGAUGGGGGCGAGCACGACACCGACAAGAGCAAGCUGUUUGCAGGAGAUAAGGGCGAGCACAGCGCUGACAAGUGCAAGCUCUCUGCAGAAGAUGAGGGUGAGCGCAGCGCCAACAAGAGUAAGAUCUCUGCAAGAGAGAAGGGAGAGCGUGUCUGCACCGAGUUCAAGCAGGCCAAGUACCCCUUCAAGUGGAGAAAGUACAUGUGUGCCAGGUGCGGGGUGCACCGUAGCGAGCACGGUGUCAGCAAGGCCAAGGCCAAAGUGUACGACGACAUGGAGAAUAUCAGGGAGGAGCUCCUGCCGCCACGCAAGAGGCUCAUUCUCAGGUUCAAGCGGUCACAGGCCCUUGCCGCUGCUGCUGUUGCUGCAUCCAGGGAGAAGGAGAACAAGGAGGGGGAGCUAGAGGAAGGGGAGAUCACCUGGAGCCCCGGCUCGACGAUCACCAAGGGAAAGAGAGCCACAAGGAGAAAGCCCUAGGAUGCACCGUAAACUGCGCAAUGCACCAUUGAGAACUUGUUAUAUGUGAAUCUCUUCAGCUAUGUGAGACAACUUGUGUACUGGUCCGAUGUACACUUCUUUAACUUUAACCAAGUCUACCCCAUAUAUAUAUAUCAGAUGUGGUGGACCAUUCGUGCUUGUUUCCUAAA